AUGUUCCUGGCGACGUCGAAGCAGCCCCGGGCUGAGCAGGAACUCAGGGAGGAGAUCCAGGGUCUUGAGAGAGAGUUGGCGGAGGCGAGGGAUAGGCUGGCGGAGGUGGAACGACGCCUGACAAAGGCGGACUGCGAUGCUGCAGAUGCCCGCGGUAAGCUGGCGGUGGCCAUCAAGCGGGAUUUGGAGCAAAAUGCUCGGGUCGCCCAGCUGGAGCGAGACUUGUACCUGCUGCAGGAGCGGGUGACCGCCAAGGAUAAGAAGCUUGAUAUUCUGCAGCGGGAGUCCACCGCCAGACUAACCGAGGUGAAGAAGCUGGAGGGUGAGGUUGCUCGCCUGAGAGCUGAAGGGGACCACGCCGCAGCCGCCGCUGUUGAUGCAUUCAAACAGUCGGCGGAUUACAAGAAUGCGAUGAAUGAGGCGGCGAAGGCUGGGGCCCUAGCCAAUGUAGAGAUGCUGAAAAAGAAGGGCGCUAUUGACUGGGUGAAGGCGUCCCAGCCCGAGAAGCAACAAAGUGAAACGCCGGAUGCAAUAUCAAGGUCUGAUGUUUGGCUUCGUGCCUAUGAAGCAAAGCAGAAGAAGGGGUCAAUUGAGGAAGCUGUGGAUUCAGAAAUAGUGAAACAAGUGAAAAAGUACAAGGAAGAAGAAGAAACAGUUUCUGGACUGUCUUCUAUAAAGAAUGAUGUUGUUGCAAAAGUGCUUGGUCCAGAUCCACGAGGACGAGUAAGAGGGUAUGGGUUCGGUGCACUACCUUCAAAAGUCAAUGCUCAAUCACAUGUAAGUAAUAAAGUCACAAUGUUAGAGAAUGCUCUUGCUGCUCAAACACAAGUGGUAGACAAAUUGCAAGAGAUGGUGAGAGGCCUUUGUGCUCGGCUAGACCAAGGAGGAAAUAACAAUGAACACACUAUUGCACAACAAUCUGCUACUGAGAUUGGAAAUAGAAAACGUAAAGAAAAUCCAAGUGUUACAAAUACUGGUAGUAAUAUAGCACAGAGCAAACAGAAAGAUGCAAGUGUUAGAAGUUCUUAUAAUGAGACAGAAAAUGGCAGCCCAAUGCAUCAAAGUUUUAAUGGAAAGAAACAACUUUCUGGACAAGUUAACCCAAAAAUAGUCCACAAGACAGAUUUGGGGAAACAAGUGCAGUUGUUAAGUUGGUUUGCUAAAGAAGAAGUAGUUGUUGCAUGUGCUAGCAUUAUAUCAAAAGAUCCACAAGUUGAGGUGCAUCAUGUUCCUCUUGGCCAUGAUUGUUGGAAAGUAUCGGUGCAUGAAGUUUUUCAUGAUAUAGCCUUGUAUCGCCCAACAAGAGAGUUUAGUAAACUGUAUGCAUCCAUAGGAAGUAUGAUUGCAUGGCCUAUCAAGUACAUCAAAGUGAAUUAGGCAUUUUGGAGGUAAAAGUUGGCAUCAAACAUAAUAUGAAGAUGUUCAAAAGGCCACAGCAUGGAUCACUAUAGAUUUAUCUUUUGCAAUUAACAAAGACAAUUCUAAUCUAAGGUGGUCUCUAAUAAUCUAGAAUAUUUUAUAUUUUAGCAUGGUGAUGAUAGACUGUUGGUUUAAUUAAGUUGUUUU
Molecule: messenger RNA, 1566 nt
Organism: Rosa rugosa (rugosa rose)
Lineage: Eukaryota; Viridiplantae; Streptophyta; Magnoliopsida; Rosales; Rosaceae
Exons: 5
Coding region: 1-1377 (458 amino acids)
Source: RefSeq, a predicted model, not a curated record